AUGCCUCCCAAGAAGAAGGUUGCCGACGACAAGACCUUUGGUAUGAAGAACAAGAACAAGUCUUCGAAGGUCCAGAAGUAUGUUCAGCAGGUCCAGCAGCAGCAGGCCCAGGCCGGAAAGAACAAGCAGGAGAUCGCGAAGCAGAAGGAGGCCGAGGCUAGGAAGAAGCAGAAGGAGGCUGAGGCCGCCAAGAAGAAGAUGGACGCCCAGCUCUUCGCGACUGCCCAGGUCCAGAAGGUUCCCUUCGGAACUGGAAACAAAUGCAAGUUCUCGCACGACCCCAACGUUGGACGUAAGGCCGAGAAGGUCAACAUCUACGAGGAUGCUCGUGAGGACAAGAACACCGACACGAUGGACAAGUGGGACGACGAGAAGCUGCGGGAGGUCAUUACCCAGAACGGACGGAAGCAGAAGACGACCACGGACAUUGUGUGCAAGUACUUCAUCCAGGCCAUCGAGGACUCGAAGUACGGAUGGUUCUGGAUCUGUCCGAAUGGCGGUGACACGUGCAUGUACCGACAUGCGCUUCCUCCGGGCUUCGUGCUGAAGAAGGACCGCAAGAAGGAGGAGAAGGAGACGAUCUCGCUGGAGGAGUUCGUCGAGGUCGAGCGCCACAAGCUCAAGCCUCCUCUCACGCCCGUCACGCCCGAGACCUUCGCCGCCUGGAAGAAGAGCAGGAUAGAGAAGAAAGAGGCCGAGUCGCAGGCGAUGGAGAAGGCCAAGGCCACCGCCCGUGCUGCCGGCAAGCUCACUGGCAUGACUGGAAAGGACAUGUUCGAGUUUGGUGGCGAGCUCUACGCCGAGGCCGAGGAGGACGCCGCCGAGGAGGAGUGGGACAUUUCCCGAAUGCUCGCUCGUUAUGCUGAGGAGGAGGCUGAGCGGGAGAAGGAGGCUGAGGACAAGGCUAAGGCCGAUGCGCUUGCUGCCGGCAUGGAGGGAGUCGCGGUGUAA
Messenger RNA from Trichosporon asahii var. asahii CBS 2479, 951 nucleotides. Its product is annotated as cytoplasm protein. The record is from RefSeq and is a predicted model, not a curated record. Bases 1 to 951 code for a protein of 316 amino acids. Gene Ontology annotation, biological process: cytoplasmic translation. Gene Ontology annotation, molecular function: mRNA binding; metal ion binding. Gene Ontology annotation, cellular component: cytosol. Lineage: Eukaryota; Fungi; Basidiomycota; Tremellomycetes; Trichosporonales; Trichosporonaceae. The transcript has 4 exons.